Molecule: messenger RNA, 765 nt
Organism: Syngnathus acus (greater pipefish)
Lineage: Eukaryota; Metazoa; Chordata; Actinopteri; Syngnathiformes; Syngnathidae
Product: NAD(P)H-hydrate epimerase-like
Exons: 7
Coding region: 115-765 (216 amino acids)
Cellular component (GO): mitochondrion
Molecular function (GO): NAD(P)HX epimerase activity
Source: RefSeq, a predicted model, not a curated record
CAUUUCCACGGAAGCCCGACAGACUCUUUGCGUGUUGUUUUUUGUAAAUUGCAUGGCAUUUAACCAAAAUUUUGCAUUCUUAACGGAAUAUUGGCGUGCAUUUGGACCAUCUGAAUGCUGAGUGUGCGGACUCUUUUUGGCAUCGGCUUUCUGGUGACCUCACGGGCCGCAGCGGUUUUUGCUCAAACGGGGAAAUGCCCACUUUCACCUUCAGCUAACAACCACCAGAAGAACUGUCACAGUAGCAGACAAUUUUCCAUCAUGGCCCAGAGCAUCAAGUACCUUGGACAAGAGGAAGCCCAGCGCAUUGACGAGGAGCUCUUCAGUGAGUACGGCUUCAGUGUGGACCAGCUGAUGGAGCUCGCAGGGCUCAGUUGUGCUACCGCCAUCACAAGGGCAUAUCCACUGAGUUCCUUGGUCAAGCCCAAACCCACAGUGCUGGUUAUAUGUGGACCCGGCAACAAUGGAGGAGACGGCCUGGGUUACGAACCCUCCAUCCUGUAUCCAAAGAGGCCCAACAAACCACUGUUUCAGGGUCUGACCACCCAGUGCCAGAAAAUGGAGAUCCCAUUUCUUACAGAGAUGCCCGAGGCUCCUGUGAUUGACGAGGCCUUCAACCUGGUGAUCGAUGCCAUCUUCGGCUUCAGUUUUAAGGGGGCGGCGCGAGAGCCUUUUGGUUCCAUCAUCGAUGUCCUGAAGAAGACCACUGUGCCCAUUGCUAGCAUCGACAUCCCUUCAGGUUGGGAUGUGGAGCCCCCUCCGUGA